AUGUCGGAAUGGGUUGUGAAGAAUUAUGGCGAUGUGUUUCAUCUGACUCACAACGAAGAGUUUCCCGUUGCAAAGUAUGAAGAUUUCAUGGAGCUUAAAAAGAUAUUAGAUGAUGACGAUGGAUGGAAUUUAGCUCGCGACAAGAAUGGUACCGCCGUCCGGUUCCGUGAUCAAGACAAUGAAGAGAUUCUUCAAGUGAAGUUCCGCACCAGUGUUUUACACGACAUUGAUCCGAGUGUUCUUCAUGAUGUCUUACAAGACCCCGAGUAUCGUACAUCAUGGGAUGACUCGAUGAAGCAACAAGAGCUUAUUGAGCAGUUAGAUGAGAAUAAUGAGAUUGGGUAUUAUAGUGUUAAGAUGCCUUUCACAAUAAGUAAUCGCGAUUGGGUCAAUAUGCGUUCGUGGUGGUUUGAUGAGGAGAAAGGCAUCUACAUCAUUAUUAAUCACUCCGUCGAACAUCCAAAGAAACCCGUCCAAAAGGGCUUUGUUCGCGCUAAAAGCUUAAAGACAGGGUAUAUGGUAGAAAAGACUCCUGAAGGAACUAAACUCUCAUUCUUCUCGUGGAACUGCUGGAACGGACAUAUCCCAGCCCUCUUUGUUAAUAAAGCAACUAAAACAAUGAUGCCUAGUGUCGUCGAAGGACUCAGAAAAUCUUGUCUCAAAUAUAAGGAAUGGAAAGAAAACCACCACCCCGAGGAAAGGUACUGGAUGAAUAAGGGUAACGUCGUGCUCGAGAAACACCAGGUCGAGGAGUAA
Messenger RNA from Entamoeba invadens IP1, 756 nucleotides. Its product is annotated as phosphatidylcholine transfer protein, putative. Gene Ontology annotation, molecular function: lipid binding. The transcript has 2 exons. Lineage: Eukaryota; Evosea; Mastigamoebida; Endamoebidae. The coding region runs from base 1 to 756 and encodes 251 amino acids. The record is from RefSeq and is a predicted model, not a curated record.